Dunckerocampus dactyliophorus (ringed pipefish) is the source of this 2643-nucleotide messenger RNA. RefSeq names its product dual specificity protein phosphatase 7-like. Gene Ontology annotation, molecular function: protein tyrosine/threonine phosphatase activity; MAP kinase tyrosine/serine/threonine phosphatase activity. The transcript has 3 exons. Bases 354 to 1463 code for a protein of 369 amino acids. Lineage: Eukaryota; Metazoa; Chordata; Actinopteri; Syngnathiformes; Syngnathidae. Gene Ontology annotation, cellular component: cytosol; cytoplasm. Gene Ontology annotation, biological process: protein dephosphorylation; negative regulation of MAPK cascade. The record is from RefSeq and is a predicted model, not a curated record.
CCCUCUGGAGUUGCUCUGCUGUCAUGCAUCGGAAUGACACAACCAGAGUGCGGUGUGAUGCGGAGGAGCUGAAGUUGGCAAAUACAUUUUUGUCUAAAAAAGCCACUCACAUUUCAAGGUGGAUAUUACACGUUAAGGCGGGCUUGACUCACUGUUGGUCCGUUAGGAGAAGGCUCACUCUUGAUGGGAAAGGUAAAGCGGAAAAAAGGGGGACAAAUCUCCGCUCAAGCGCGAAGCAGAGGGCUCGCGGGGCUCCUUGUUUGAGGGGGGAAAUGUAGUUUACCGCCGAGGGAAAGUCGGAGCAUGUAGAAGGAAAGCCGCCACUGCGACCCAAUCCAGACAUCCAGCUCGAUAUGUCUAAUGUGACGCCGAGUAAGAGUGUGGAAUGGCUGCAAAUGGAGUUGGAGUGCGGCGCCACUUCUGUGCUCCUGCUCGACUGCCGCGCACACGAGCUCUACGAGUCGUCUCACAUCGAGGGCGCCAUCAGCGUGGCCAUCCCGGGCCUCAUGCUCCGCAGGUUCAAGAAGGGCAACAUCCCCAUCCGGACCAUCAUCCCUAACCAUGAGGACAAAGAUAAGUUUACACGCCGGUGCCAAACAGACACGGUGGUCUUGUACGACGAGAGCACCGUGGGAUGGCCGGACAGCGGAACCCCGUCAUCGGUUUUGGGUCUGCUUCUUCAAAAACUGUGGGAGGACGGUUGUACAGCGCACUACCUGGAAGGGGGAUUUGUAAAAUUCCACACAGAGUACCCAGAACACUGUGAGACACUCCUUGACAGCUCCUGUCCAAGCUCCUCUCCUCCACUGGCCUUCUUGGGCUUUGGAAAUCUACGGAUAAGCUCAGACUGUUCAGACGGGGAAUCUGAUCGCGAACCCAGCAGUGCCACAGAGUCAGAGGAGAGCCCCCUCCCCAGUAACCAGCCUGCCUUCCCGGUCCAGAUCCUUCCUUACCUUUACCUGGGCUGUGCCAAAGACUCCACCAACUUAGACGUGCUGGGCAAAUACAACAUCAAGUAUAUCCUGAACGUCACACCCAAUCUCCCCAACAUGUUCGAACAUGACGGACACUUCAGGUAUAAACAGAUCCCCAUUUCGGACCACUGGAGUCAGAAUCUGUCCCAGUUCUUCCCAGAGGCUAUAUCAUUUAUAGAUGAGGCUCGGUCCAAGCAGUGCGGCAUCCUGGUCCACUGUCUAGCUGGCAUCAGCCGCUCGGUUACCGUCACCGUGGCCUACUUGAUGCAGAGACUUAACCUGUCGCUCAAUGACGCUUAUGACUUUGUCAAGAGAAAGAAGUCCAACAUUUCCCCAAACUUUAACUUCAUGGGUCAACUGUUGGACUUUGAGCGGACACUGGGCCUGCACAGUCCCUGUGACAACCGCUCCACUAGUGAUGAGCAGCUCUUCUUCACCACGCCGACCAAUCACAACGUCUUUCAGCUGGACACACUGGACUCAACAUGAGGCGGCCUCAUGGACGUUGGUGGUGGCAGUUUGAGCUUGUCAGCUUCCUGACUGGCUAACAUCGGCAGUAUGUCUCUGCAGUAUGUCUCUACUUAAGCUGACACAGCCUGAAUGCAGAGAACCAGCUCUGUUUGAGUCAGUGUCUGAUGCCUUAUUAUGUAACACAAGGAUGAUUUUGUUAAUCAAUACAUGACAUUAAUACAUAGUCAUGUGCCGCCAUAAUAGCAGGACAUGUUCAAAUGUUUCUGUUGGGUUUGCUAUUUGACUGUUAAUUGUCCUUCACCAGCUAUACAUUUUCCUCACAUCAUUAACUAUUUCUGCUUCUGUGGUCUUAACAGGAGUUUUUGUCCAAUCAGAAUGUUUUGUAAGCUGAGAGAAAUAAGCUAUUUCAGCUAUCCGGCCUUGGAUUUCUGUCCACCUCAUUAAUUCUGGUUGAGCAGCUCUUGUGCAAUAGAAACAAACCAGCACAGAGACGAGUGGGUCGUGUUUUAUAAGUCAGGUUGCUCCGACUAAUGUUGGUGAACAACAGGACGUUACGUUUAACUGGCUGCUUCCUGCAAAAUUAAAUUGACAGCAGAUGUAUUCUUUUUCUGUUGCUUUCAGCUGAAUUAUUGGCAUGAUCGUGUUCCACAGCCAAUCACAGACCUUGUUUUGUUUUUAACUUUGACACCGUAAAAUGUACCUCUGUGUCAGUUACUAGAUUAAAGUAUGGUGUAAGGAUCGCCUUCAGGCACGAUGGACAGACACAAACGUAUGCAGUCACACAGCAGAUGGUGGCAAGUCUUGUUUUGCACUCCCGACAGUUUUCAGUCCGGAGCUCCUCCCUCUGUGUCACAAUAACGUUCAAAGGAAACGUGAUGGCACGUAAUUAGCUGUCUACUUGCCUCCUGGUCUCCCGCCUAACAAGCGUGUCUGACACAUUAGAAUGAGUGAAAGUUGGACUAAUGUGUUCUUACCUCACGUGAGAGAUAUUUUUCAGGGAUUUUUGUACAAGGCCUCUGUAUCAUGUCAUGGCAUCUCAAAGUGCAUCUAAGGGCUGUAUUGGUUGUUAUGUUUGUAAAGAAUUUGUUAUGGGGAACCUUUUCUCAAAAAUAAUGAAGGAUCCAAAAUUGACCUGAUUCUGACCCUUACAUGGUGUAUGUAUAACUGAAAUGUCGAAGGUAUUCUGUACAAGUUUAUA